CUGAUGUGUUAAAACCGCAGUGUCCAACAGUAAAAAUUACCCAUCGUCUCAGCUACUGAAACGAGCCAAACGUACCGCCACCUUCGACUCUUAUCAUUUUUCAAUUCACCCUCACGUGAAUAAGCCUCUUCCCACACGUUACACAAAUACUCAGAACCAUGUCGACUGCCAUGUCGACGUUCUUCCUGCUCAUGGUGAGCCAAUUGUCCAUGCUGGCUAACGCUACAGACUCGGCCAGCGACACGGUCGAGUCUCUCUUCGACUCCACGGACGGCAUCAAGGUCGGUGGGAGUGUUCUGGCCAUCGCUGCGAUUGCAGUCGGCGCCGUAAUGGUGGCCAUGGGCUAUCGUCUCUUCCGAGCGACGCUCUUCGCUGUCGGCUUCGUGGCCGGCGGCGUAGCAGUCGCAAUGGUCGUUGAGCACGUCUUCGACGACAAGUCGUGGGUUAUCACGGCGUCCUGGAUCGCCUUCGUAGUGGGCGGUUUGAUUUGUGGCAGUAUCGUCAUGUCACUCUACUCGCUCGGUAUCUUCAUUGCUGGCGCGGCGGCGGGUGUUGCGCUCGCCAUGAUGAUCCACAACUCGGUGGGCUACAAGAUCUACCCGGACCACCCUCAGGUGGUGCUUAUCGUGCUGUGUAUUGUGCUGGGUAUUAUCGCCGGCGUGUUGGCGCUACGACUCGAGAAGCCCGUGCUGAUCACGGCUACAAGCCUCUUCGGUGCGGCUAUCCUGGUCUGGGGCGUGGGCUACUUCGCUGGUGACUUCCCAUCCACCAGCGACCUCAAGGACUACGCGUCGAGGGACAUCAACGGCGACUGGGUCUACUCGAUCCCGGACGCGUGGUGGGGUUACCUUGCCGGUAUCCUAGUGCUGUUCGUGCUGGGUUUACUCAUUCAGUUCCGCAAGACUGGCCGCGGCGGCGUGUACCACAAGUCACACGCCAUGGGACGCACGGAAAACGUGCAGUACGUCGAGGCCGGCACCCCGCAGGAGCAAAACGUGCGCUACGGCAACCCGGUGAGCCACGUUUAAAGACAGCAACUACUUCAGUAGGAUGUACACUAGGCGAGCGCCUUGACACGGUGUCAACGACAUCGGCAACUUUCAGACAGACAACACAGACGUAACAUUUUAUCAGAAAACCACAGUUUUUCAAUUCGUUUCCACAUCCUAACAUUGGCUUCAGGUUGCGAAUUCUCAAAUGUCCUCGAUUCGUACAGUGAGAAAUGAAACUUUUUUUUUUUAUCUCGGUGACAUUCGAUGGUCUCC
This is a messenger RNA of Phytophthora nicotianae INRA-310, 1265 nucleotides long. RefSeq lists its product as hypothetical. NCBI's taxonomy places the organism in Eukaryota, Oomycota, Peronosporomycetes, Peronosporales, Peronosporaceae. Bases 159 to 1028 code for a protein of 289 amino acids. Gene Ontology annotation, cellular component: plasma membrane. The transcript has a single exon. The record is from RefSeq and is a predicted model, not a curated record.